Messenger RNA from Orbicella faveolata, 4790 nucleotides. Its product is annotated as metabotropic glutamate receptor 3-like. Gene Ontology annotation, molecular function: G protein-coupled receptor activity. Lineage: Eukaryota; Metazoa; Cnidaria; Anthozoa; Scleractinia; Merulinidae. Gene Ontology annotation, cellular component: membrane. The record is from RefSeq and is a predicted model, not a curated record. Gene Ontology annotation, biological process: G protein-coupled receptor signaling pathway.
UUAACACCAUUCAUACACCAAAUACAUUCGAAAACAAAAAUGUCAUAAACUAUAAUCUAAGAAUAUCCACAAGAACAUUUUUAGCCUAAAAUCGGUAGAAAAAUAUGAAGAUUUAGCCUUGGCCGGGAAAACAAUAUUCUUAUUCAUAAAAAAAGAGAGUUAAGUCAGUUUGAACAAGAAUUCCAGGUCGAUCGAAGGAGGCGUGGGAGAAGGUCCCCCAAGGCACGAAAAAAGAUCAGAGCACCUUCUCAGGUGAUUAAAGCGGCUUUCCUGACACCUCGCAAUCAGUGGUCCAAAUGGAAUGGCGUUUUAAUAAAACAAAACUGUACUCCUUUAUUAAAUCUGUACAACGGGACUGCUAAUUUACAUUUUCUUCGACCAUUUCUCCAACGCUCAAAAACUCAUUUUAUUCUAAGAUGCGAAGAAGAGGGUGAAUCGAUCGCGUCUUGAAAACGACCGACCAUAUCCAGCCAAAACUAGAAAUCGGCCUCAAAUUCUGGAUCAACCGGAAAUGAACUGUUCUAUAAUCAGUAUUAAAAUCACCGGCUGGUUGAUCCAAGGUUUCGGCAAACAAUGGGGUCAAUUUGCAUUGUACAAAGUUGAAUCCUCUUCGCUUUUUAGUACCAAAAAAAAAAUAUUCCAGUCCUAUAUUUUUGUCCCCGUUAUUGUGUAAACUGAAAUUUAAUGCAUGGACAACGAAACGUCUUUGUUAUUUGUUGUUGCCCCCAAGCAAUUUAUUUUGAGUUCAAUAUUUGACCUAGCAACCUUUGUUUUUUUAUUAAUUUAGCUUGCUUUUAAGUUUGGUUUUAGUUUGACACAAAUUGAACUGUUUUCAGGCUGCUAAAAUUUACCCAAGCAAACUCCUGUAGCUUGCUUGGGUAGCCUCUAUCCUACCAUUUAGCAUGGAGUGCAUGUACCAACCGCCGCAAAAAGCUUUGCUGUAUAUUUACGAGAAGGAUGUCCGUAUGAUUUUGUUUUCCAUUGAUUUUAAUUCGAUUCCUAUUAAGAGAUGAUCAGGGGUGACAAAAACGGACAGAAAAUAGGACUGACAUAACGCAACAACCAUACGCACGAUCAAAGACAAUUUGUUCGCUCUUAACGAAAUAGCUUUUUUUGCUGCAAUUCUGCACGUUCUAUUUUUUUGAAGAGUUCAAGUCGGGAUCCGUUUCUUUGGUCCACGCGUUUCCCUGUUUAUUUUGAGACAAAACGGACUUUUCAAUCAAGUUGAUUUGUAUUUGUUCAAAAAGCCAAAACACUGAAAAGCCAUUCACUUUGCGCCAUUUAGUCACGUCCCCUUGCCCCUGUGUUUACUUAAGGACAACCACCUGUCGUAAGAUAAAAUCGUGUUGUAUAAUGUUUUACCGUCAUUUCUAAGUUGGACCACUGUACCAUUCCAGUCUCCCUGUGUAUUAAAAGUAGUCUUACCUAGAGGACAAGUUUGUAACUCAUAACCUAGGCGCUCCUCCAUAGGCACGUAACGCAUUAUAAGAAUACUUGCUUCCAGUGAAGACACUUGUCUAAUUUCUUUUUAUCACCUCUCUUCCGUCACAGCGCUGGAAACUGACAGUAUCAUCAAUUUUCAAGACUGAAUGGCGAUGUCUUCCUGUCUAAAGUUUUCCUUUCUCGCCGUUUUAUUGUUGUGUAAUGGAAGUCUUCGUGUCAACUGCUUACCCCAGCAAAGAUCUGCUUAUAAAGAUGGCCAUAUAGUGUUGGGAGGCCUAUUUGAUCUCCAUCAGAGCGCAGACAACAACAACUAUUGCGGCGAUAUACUCGGUACUAAUCUGGGUUACGCAGAGGCAAUGGUUUUUGCCAUAGAAAGCAUCAACGAGAACAAUACGCUUUUGCCGAAUGUCACCCUCGGGUUUGAUUUACGAGAUUAUUGUCUGCGUCCUGCUAUGGCUGUGGAAACCGCUUACGAACUGGUCGUGAAAAGCGAUCAUCGUUUCUCGCUCCAGAAUUGCACGAACUCUACGGAAUUCAACGGGUCUAAGUACGGCGGACUUAAAGAAAUAACAGGGGUUGUUGGGCCAAUGGAUUCCGCAAGUGCCAUAAUGGUUUCAAGUUUGUUCGAGAUAGCACACAUCCCAUCCAUUAGCCCGCUGGCAACAAGUGUGGAGUUGAGUACUACUCUAUACAGCCACUUUUAUCGAACGGUUGCUCCAGACAAUUGGCGUGCUAGUCUUUUAGCUGACACGGCGCAGUUCUUCAACUGGACAUACGUCGGUGCAGUAGCCCUGGACGACUCGUUUGGACGUUACGGAAUCUGGGGAAUAGAAAAAGAAGCUGACACAAGAGAGAACCUUUGUAUUGCCUUCAAAAGGUUUGUUCCUCGCGUCAAUCAUUUGGACAGUAUUCGAAAAAUUGUAUUCGAUCUCAAGCGCAGUGAGAAAGUUACAGUUGUUUUUAUCUGGCUUUACGGUGAGUAUGCACGGUAUUUUAUGGACGAGGUCGUUAAUCAAGAUCUUACUGGCCGAACAUGGAUCUUUACCGAUGGAACCACACCAGGAGAUCCAUUCUUCACCAAUGUCAGCUUUGCGGGAAUUUUGAAUGGAUCAUUUGGGAUUUUGCCUAAGGCUCGGCCCAGUGAGCAAUUCCAAAAAUACUUGGCCAAUCUGGCAAAGAGGAAUUUUACGGGCAGCACCCACGCAUGGUGGAAGGAGUACUGGAUUUACAUGGCAAAGAACAACAAAUUGCUGGAUACGUCAUAUCCAUUUUCAGUUCCAAUUGGUAGUCCCUUGACAAGCAGUCCUUACAUUUCGUACACUAUUGACGCCGUGUACGCAUUUGCCCAUGCUUUGCACAACAUGUACACAUGCAAAGAACCACACAGCUUGCUUAAGGGCGGUAAAUGCCCAACAGUACAGCAGUCGAAGAUAAAAGGAGACGAAUUACACUUCUACUUGCGGAAUGUAAGCUUUCAAGGACUGACAGGAACAAUAGAAUUCGACAAAAAUGGGGAUCCGCUUGACGCGAGCUACGACAUCGUGAACUUCAAAAGUACUGGCAAGGACUUUUUGGAAGUUCGCGUUGGCUGGUGGGCGAGGAAAACCAGCCCUAGACUUCACCUUAAUCUUUCAAACAUAACUUGGAACAGUCCGAGUGGAUUCAAAGGUGUUCCGUUGUCAGUAUGCUCAUUUGAUUGCAAGCCAGGUGAGCGAAGAGUGGCAAAGUCUCCUUGCUGUUGGGAAUGCGUCAAUUGCCCCCGUGGUACAAUAAACUCCAAUGGCAUUUCUUCAAACUGUUCUGAAUGUCCAGAGAGACAAAAACCCAAUGAUGAGAGGACAAAAUGCGUCGACCUUCCUCAAAAUAACUUGAGCUGGAAUACUUCUGCCAUAGCAGUGACCUGCACGGCGGUUACAGGCCUGCUUUUGACUAUCCUAUGCAUUGUAGUUUUUGUUAAGUAUCGAAACUCGCCAAUUGUAAAGGCCUCAAACCAGGAGCUCAGCUUUCUUUUAUUGAUAGUGGUGGCUUUAUUAUUCGUGUUGGCCUUUCUAUAUCUAUUGACUCCCACAGACCUUUUGUGCAGCGUUAUAAAUAUCUGGCGAUACAUCGUUCAUACUCUAUGCGUGUCCAUACUACUACUGAAGUCAAGGAAAAUAGUGAAGGCUUUUCGACUCGAGGGUCGGUUACCCAACGGUCUGACAUCCGGGCCAAAGAAAAGAAAGAAGAGCUUCCUUUUCAAAGGACAAAGACUUCAUUUACUUGGCUUGUUAUCUGUACAGAUCAUACUGAUCGUGGCAUGGACUAUUUCCGAUCCACCAUCUAAAGAAACGAUCGUUCGCCCACUUCAGUACGUGUUCAUUGUUUGCAAACCUUUCAGAUCAAUAGCUGGCGAAGUCCUCUUAGCCAUGACUAUAACCACUGUCCUUCUCCUUGCGCUUGCGUGCAUCUAUUACGCUUUUAAGGGAAGGAAAAUUCCCGAGAAUUUCAACGAAGCGAGAUACAUCGGCUUUUCCAUGUACAUUGUUCUGCUAUCCUCGGCGGCGUAUUAUCCCGUGGAAUUUGGCCUUGAGGGCUGGUACGUAGGCAUUAUUGGCGGUGUAACCACUCUCGUGAGCUCCUUCGCUCUUCUAGGUUGCAUGUUCGGACCGAAGGUUUAUGUCAUUUUUUUCAGUCCUGAACAAAACACGCGCGAGGCAAUUAGCACAGAAAUUGCCAAGUAUUCACUUUCCACCUCUGCAGCCACUGCGAUAACAAGCAAAGCAUCGCGCGUAACCCCUCAGGUUAGUCCCGAGUCAUCAAUAUGAAGUAAUCAAAGAAGUAAUCAUCUUGGUAGGAGCCUUCCACGGCCUUUGCUUUUGCCAUGAUCACUUCAUAUGGUGCCUAGUAACGACCUCUGACAAAAACCAAGGGUCAAGCCAAAUGAUUUUAGGACUGGAUUCCGAGCGACAGAGAUACUUCAGCGUUGUCCGGAAAGGAAACCCGUGAGAGAUGUCGCGUUUAAGCUCAGUGACCUUUAUUUACAUUUUUGUCAGUUCUACUUGUUCGUAUUUGAUAAAUCGUCAGAUAAAGGGGUAUUCUCGAGAGGUUUUGGACAGUAACAGUUGAGAUUGUGUCUUGACGAGUUUAUGUCUCGAUGGAGGAGGGAAAAAGUGAUUAAAACUUACACAAAGUUAAGUUACCGGCGUAAGUGAAGUGAGUGAAAUUCAGUGUAAUAAAGUGGAAGCCCCCUGGUUAGGUAUACAAACGAGUUUACAAAAUGUUAGUUAUAAGCUAAUUAAGAAAGUAACCAAUAUUUGACAUCUUUUUCGUAAUUUUAACAAGCCACAAAUAAAUGAUCAAGCUGGUUA